AUGCAAAAGCAAGUCCUGUCCUUAACGGAAGCCGCGGCUGCUAGAAUACGCCAACUCCUUGAGCAGCGCCAGCGCUCUUUCCUCAAGCUCGGUGUCAAGGCUCGAGGCUGCAACGGCUUAUCGUACACCCUCAACUAUGCCGACAAGAAAGGCAGGUUUGAUGAGUUGGUCGAUGAUAAAGGAGUCAAGAUAUUGAUUGAUCCAAAGGCCCUCAUGCAUGUCAUAGGAACCAAUUUGUUGAUGACAAACUGA
Molecule: messenger RNA, 252 nt
Organism: Striga hermonthica
Lineage: Eukaryota; Viridiplantae; Streptophyta; Magnoliopsida; Lamiales; Orobanchaceae
Source: the annotation of a GenBank genome assembly